Molecule: messenger RNA, 4721 nt
Organism: Nomascus leucogenys (northern white-cheeked gibbon)
Lineage: Eukaryota; Metazoa; Chordata; Mammalia; Primates; Hylobatidae
Gene: WWP1
Product: WW domain containing E3 ubiquitin protein ligase 1
Biological process (GO): ubiquitin-dependent protein catabolic process
Molecular function (GO): ubiquitin protein ligase activity; protein binding
Source: RefSeq, a predicted model, not a curated record
AUUCCGAGUCCGGAGUUGGAGGCUUUGGGCGGCCGCGGCAUAGCGCGCGGUGCCGGGGCCGGCGGGGAGGCGCGCGCUCGGGGCGCGGCGCCGGCGACGCGGCCACGCGGCGCGCUCCCGAGGAAGGGAGGUGUGGGGUCGGCUGGGGGUGGUGCGUGGCCGGGGUGGGGGUGGGGGGAGGGUCGGGUGUCGGCGAGCUCCGCGUGCGGGUUCCGAGUGGCUGCUGGCGGCCUGGGCUGCCGGGGCCGACGCCUGGGUGGCUGCCGCCGCCGCGCCUGCUGCGAGAUGGCGAUCUUGGGCGCGGAAGGGUGAGGGCGCCCGCCGCAGGAGGAGGUGCCGCUGCCGUGGCCGCCUGGCUGCCGGGAGCCGACAGCUUCGCGCCGGGGUUGUCUCCUCACAGACUAUGAGCUCCUUGAAAGAGGGAAUCGUGUCUUACUCAUCUUUGUAUCCCCAGUGUCUAGCAGUUCCUGAUACAUAGUUUUAGCUGAAUUUUGGGACAUGGCCACUGCUUCACCAAGGUCUGAUACUAGUAAUAACCACAGUGGAAGGCUGCAGUUACAGGUAACUGUUUCUAGUGCCAAACUUAAAAGAAAAAAGAACUGGUUCGGAACAGCAAUAUAUACAGAAGUAGUUGUAGAUGGAGAAAUUAGGAAAACAGCAAAAUCCAGUAGUUCCUCUAAUCCAAAAUGGGAUGAACAGCUAACUGUAAAUGUUACGCCACAGACUACAUUGGAAUUUCGAGUUUGGAGCCAUCACACUUUAAAAGCAGAUGCUUUAUUAGGAAAAGCAACGAUCGAUUUGAAACAAGCUCUGUUGAUACACAAUAGAAAAUUGGAAAGAGUGAAAGAACAAUUAAAACUUUCCUUGGAAAACAAGAAUGGCAUAGCACAAACUGGUGAAUUGACAGUUGUGCUUGAUGGAUUGGUGAUUGAGCAAGAAAAUAUAACAAACUGCAGCUCAUCUCCAACCAUAGAAAUACAGCAAAAUGGUGAUGCCUUACAUGAAAAUGGAGAGCCUUCAACAAGGACAACUGCCAGGUUGGCUGUUGAAGGCACGAAUGGAAUAGAUAAUCUUGUACCUACAAGCACUCUAGUCCAAAACUCAUGCUGCUCGUAUGUAGUUAAUGGAGACAACACACCUUCAUCUCCGUCUCAGGUUGCUGCCAGACCCAAAAAUACACCAGCUCCAAAACCACUCGCAUCUGAGCCUGCCGAUGACACUGUUAAUGGAGAAUCAUCCUCAUUUGCACCAACUGAUAAUGCGUCUGUCACGGGUACUCCAGUAGUGUCUGAAGAAAAUGCCUUGUCUCCAAAUUGCACUAGUACUACUGUUGAAGAUCCUCCAGUUCAAGAAAUACUGACUUCCUCAGAAAACAAUGAAUGUAUUCCUUCUACCAGUGCAGAAUUGGGAUCUGAAGCUAGAAGUAUAUUAGAGCCUGACACCUCUAAUUCUAGAAGUAGUUCUGCUUUUGAAGCAGCCAAAUCAAGACAGCCAGAUGGGUGUAUGGAUCCUGUACGGCAGCAGUCUGGGAAUGCCAACACAGAAACCUUGCCAUCAGGGUGGGAACAAAGAAAAGAUCCUCAUGGUAGAACCUAUUAUGUGGAUCAUAAUACUCGAACUACCACAUGGGAGAGACCACAACCUUUACCUCCAGGUUGGGAAAGAAGAGUUGAUGAUCGUGGAAGAGUUUAUUAUGUGGAUCAUAACACCAGAACAACAACAUGGCAGCGGCCUACCAUGGAAUCUGUCCGAAAUUUUGAACAGUGGCAAUCUCAGCGGAACCAAUUGCAGGGAGCUAUGCAACAGUUUAACCAACGAUACCUCUAUUCGGCUUCAAUGUUAGCUGCAGAAAAUGACCCUUAUGGACCUUUGCCACCAGGCUGGGAAAAAAGAGUGGAUUCAACAGACAGGGUUUACUUUGUGAAUCAUAACACAAAAACAACCCAGUGGGAAGAUCCAAGAACUCAAGGCUUACAGAAUGAAGAACCCCUGCCAGAAGGCUGGGAAAUUAGAUAUACUCGUGAAGGUGUAAGGUACUUUGUUGAUCAUAACACAAGAACAACAACAUUCAAAGAUCCUCGCAAUGGGAAGUCAUCUGUAACUAAAGGUGGUCCACAAAUUGCUUAUGAACGCAGCUUUAGGUGGAAACUUGCUCACUUCCGUUAUUUGUGCCAGUCUAAUGCACUACCCAGUCAUGUAAAGAUCAAUGUGUCCCGGCAGACAUUGUUUGAAGAUUCCUUCCAACAGAUUAUGGCAUUAAAACCCUAUGACUUGAGGAGGCGCUUAUAUGUAAUAUUUAGAGGAGAAGAAGGACUUGAUUAUGGUGGCCUAGCGAGAGAAUGGUUUUUCUUGCUUUCACAUGAAGUUUUGAACCCAAUGUAUUGCUUAUUUGAGUAUGCGGGCAAGAACAACUAUUGUCUGCAGAUAAAUCCAGCAUCAACCAUUAAUCCAGACCAUCUUUCAUACUUCUGUUUCAUUGGUCGUUUUAUUGCCAUGGCACUAUUUCAUGGAAAGUUUAUUGAUACUGGUUUCUCUUUACCAUUCUACAAGCGUAUGUUAAGUAAAAAACUUACUAUUAAGGAUUUGGAAUCUAUUGAUACUGAAUUUUAUAACUCCCUUAUCUGGAUAAGAGAUAACAACAUUGAAGAAUGUGGCUUAGAAAUGUACUUUUCUGUUGACAUGGAGAUUUUGGGAAAAGUUACUUCACAUGACCUGAAGUUGGGAGGUUCCAACAUUCUGGUGACUGAGGAGAACAAAGAUGAAUAUAUUGGUUUAAUGACAGAAUGGCGUUUUUCUCGAGGAGUACAAGAACAGACCAAAGCUUUCCUUGAUGGUUUUAAUGAAGUUGUUCCUCUUCAGUGGCUACAGUACUUCGAUGAAAAAGAAUUAGAGGUUAUGUUGUGUGGCAUGCAGGAGGUUGACUUGGCAGAUUGGCAGAGAAAUACUGUUUAUCGACAUUAUACAAGAAACAGCAAGCAAAUCAUUUGGUUUUGGCAGUUUGUGAAAGAGACAGACAAUGAAGUAAGAAUGCGACUAUUGCAGUUCGUCACUGGAACCUGCCGUUUACCUCUAGGAGGAUUUGCUGAGCUCAUGGGAAGUAAUGGGCCUCAAAAGUUUUGCAUUGAAAAAGUUGGCAAAGACACUUGGUUACCAAGAAGCCAUACAUGUUUUAAUCGCUUGGAUCUACCACCAUAUAAGAGUUAUGAACAACUAAAGGAAAAACUUCUUUUUGCAAUAGAAGAGACAGAGGGAUUUGGACAAGAAUGAAUGUGGCUUCUUAUUUUGGAGGAGCUCUUGCAUUUAAAUACCCCAGCCAAGAAAAAUUGCAGAUAGUGUAUAUAAGCUGUUCAUUCUGUACAGUGAAUUUUCCGAACCUCUCAAAGUAUGUUUUCCGUUCUUCCACAGAAAUAUGCAAAACAGUUCAUCCUUUUCUACUUUAUUUAUUGUUCCCUUGAAAUGACUGACCAGGAAAAAGAUCAUUCUUAAAUUUUGAAGCAAGUGAAAGACUUUAUUAAAAAUACAUAUAUAUCUAUAUAAGCAUAUAUGAUAGUGGCUCUAGUUUUAUAGAGCUCCAAGUGUAUUAAACAUGACAGCCGUUCAUUCAUAAAGAUCUGGAUUUGCUUUACCUUGUUAAUACUAUCUAGGGGAAAAAGUGCAAAUUGCUCCAUGUUCUUCUCUCCCUUAUGUAACAUCUCCUGAGGGUGUUUAGUUGCAUGGCUGUUCAGGAAGGUAUUAAGGGCUUAGGCCAAAUCUUACUUUGAGUAUGUUUAAAAAAAAGAAAAAAAAAAUGCUGCUGGCUUUUCUGAAGACAGGUGCUUGAACCUGUCAGUUUGUUUUAAAUAAAUACAAUAGUUGAAAAUUUUUCUGUUACAUCAGUAAUAUUGUCAAAGUAAUGGAUAAAACCAUAACUUACACAUGAAAGUCAUAUACUAGAUCUGAUACUAGUUUAUUAUCGAAAUUGGAAGGAUUCAUUGAGCAGCAUAGAAGUUUGUUUACAUGUUACUUUGAGAUGCUAGGUAUUUGUGGAAUUAAAAAGAAUCAGGCUCUUUUGUACUUUGGUUUUAAAUCUGUGAUGCUUUUCAAAUUUAAUUCAUAAUAAAUUGAUGCAAUUUCAUACUUAGGAACAUAUAAAAGGUAAUGUGAACUCUGCCACUUUUUUGUGUUCAAAGUUUUGGUUUUUAUGAAGCCAGAUGGAUUGAAGAGUUAAAUAAGCAUUUGAAUGCUCUAAUACGAGGCUAAUGAUUUUGUUAGUGUUUGAAUAUCUUCAUUCCUCUCAAAUUCAUAACAGUUCUAUUUAUCUGAAUUAAAUAACCAUAUAAAAGUCUUUUGGGUCUCCCCCUUUUUACACAGAUCAUUAUUUUUGUCAUAACUUUUUAAUUGUUUUUCAUCAUAAGGGCCUUUGCUGAACUACAAAAAUGUGUAACAAAUUAAAAUUUGAUGUGAAUGAUAUUAAUGCUACUUUAGCAAACUGGGCUUCCUAAUAGCAAAUUUUAAACUUCCAUUUGUAUCAUGCUUUUAAUAUGCACUGUAAAUUUCAUUAACUUAAACAUUUUUUAUAGCCGUGGAACUGACUUCUUAAAAUCUGUUGCCUAUAAAUAUUUCACUGCCAAGUACAUACAGAAAAACAGUAAUUAUUGUUUUGCCAAAAUUUUAUUUUUCUACAUAUUGAGUGUGUUCUCCAUUUUAUUCAGAAUUCAUAGUAAAGAUGAAAGAAAGGUAGA